GUACGCUAGCCAGACGCAACGCUGAUGUUUUCUUGAAGUACCUGCACAGAAACAGCGUCAACAUGCCUGGCAUGCUGUCCCACGUCAAAGCUCCAGAGACUCAGGUUAAGAAUAUCUUGAAUGAGCUGCUGCAGAGAGAAAACCGAGUGCUUCACUUCUGGACCAUGAGGAAGCGGAGACUGGACCAGUGCCAGCAAUAUGUAGUGUUUGAACGCAGCGCCAAACAGGCCCUGGAGUGGAUCCAUGACACUGGGGAGUUUUACCUGUCCACUCACACAUCCACCGGGUCGAGUAUUCACCACACACAGGAGCUACUGAAGGAACAUGAAGAUUUCCAGAUCACAGCAAAGCAAACCAAAGAGCGGGUAAAGCUGUUGAUCCAGCUGGCGGAUGGGUUUUGUGACAAGGGCCACGCCCAUGCCUCGGAAAUAAAGAAAUGGGUGUCCUCGGUGGACAAGCGCUACAGGGACUUCUCUCUCCGCAUGGACAAAUACCGAACCUGCCUGGAAUCAGCGCUUGGCAUUUCUUCCGACUCAAACAAGGCCAGUAAAGAGUUGCAACUGGACAUCAUUCCAGCCAGUGCUCCAGGGUCAGAGGUCAAGUUGCGGGACGCUGCCCAUGAACUCAAUGAGGAGAAGAGGAAAUCAGCACGAAGGAAAGAAUUUAUAAUGGCAGAGCUGAUUCAAACAGAGAAAGCCUAUGUACGAGACCUACGGGAGUGUAUGGAUACCUACCUGUGGGAAAUGACCAGCGGCGUGGAGGAAAUUCCUCCUGGUAUUGUCAACAAGGAACACAUCAUUUUUGGGAACAUGCAGGAUCUCUAUGAGUUUCAUCACAAUAUUUUCCUGAAGGAGUUAGAAAAGUACGAGCAGCUUCCAGAAGAUGUCGGCCAUUGUUUUGUAACCUGGGCUGAUAAGUUUCAGAUGUAUGUGAACUACUGUAAGAACAAGCCAGAUUCAACUCAGCUCAUCGUGGAACAUGCUGGACCCUACUUUGAUGAAAUUCAACAAAGACAUCGUCUCGCAAACUCUAUCUCCUCUUACCUGAUCAAGCCAGUCCAAAGAAUCACAAAAUACCAGCUGCUUCUAAAGGAACUGUUAACAUGCUGUGAGGAAGGAAAAGGGGAGAUCAAGGAUGGCCUGGAAGUGAUGCUCAGUGUCCCCAAGAGAGCCAACGAUGCCAUGCACCUCUCUAUGCUGGAGGGAUUUGAUGGAAACAUCGACUCCCAGGGAGAGCUGAUACUCCAGGAGUCCUUCCAGGUCUGGGAUCCUAAGACUCUGAUCCGGAAGGGUCGGGAUCGACACCUCUUCCUCUUUGAGAUGUCUCUGGUCUUCAGCAAAGAAGUGAAAGACUCCAAUGGGCGCAGCAAAUACCUCUACAAGAGCAAGCUCUUUACGUCAGAGCUUGGAGUGACAGAACAUGUGGAGGGAGAUCCUUGCAAGUUUGCCCUCUGGUUGGGGAGGACCCCAACCUCAGACAACAAGAUUGUUCUGAAGGUAUGAAGAUGUUGA
This is a messenger RNA of Neolamprologus brichardi, 1511 nucleotides long. The record is from RefSeq and is a predicted model, not a curated record. Lineage: Eukaryota; Metazoa; Chordata; Actinopteri; Cichliformes; Cichlidae.